CUUCUAUAGAAAACCAGUAGACUAGGUGACAAGUAUAGCUAUAUGCUUCACUGUACUGUGCUGUAUUAGGUAUUUUAGUGUACGAAAGAUUAUGCUGGAAUAACUUCGAAUCAACAAUAUCCAGAAAGACAAAUAAGUUAUUCAUUUUCUGGCGAUAGCGGCUGGUUGGAAAAUAUUUCGUGGCUGAUAGUUAACUGUUAUAUUGAAAAAUGAAGAAUUUAUUAAAUUUUCUAUGCAUUUUGGUAUUUUUCUCUUCAACAAAUGGAGAACUUGUUGAUAUUGAUAGCAAUAAUAUUGAAACAGUUUUGAAUAGCCAUGAACUUGUAUUUAUAAAUUUUUAUGCCGACUGGUGCCGAUUCAGUCGAAUGCUUGCUCCGAUAUUUAAAGCUGCAUCUGAUGAAGCGAUUAAAAAAUUUCCACAAACUGGACUCGUAGCUUUGGGAAGAGUCGAUUGCGACAAAAAUCCUGAUAUUGCGCAAAGGUUCAGCGUCAAUAAAUAUCCAACCAUGAAACUUUUUCGAAACGGUCAGAUGACCAAAAGAGAAUAUAGAGGUCAAAGAUCAGCUGACGCACUUGUGAAUUUUUUAAAAGAACAAAUGAAAGAUCCGAUUCAUCAUUUUGCAACUGAAGAAGAGAUGGAUGAUUUUGAGGCAAGAAAAAGGUCAAUUAUUGGAUAUUUCUCAAGUAAAGAUUCUAAGGAUUAUGAAACAUUCGAGAAAAUUGCAAAAAGUCUAAAAGAAGAUUGUGAUUUCUUCGUUGCCAUUGGGGACGUAUCUAGUAAAGAACGACAAUCUGGAGAUAAUAUUAUUUUCAGGCCAACAGGGGGAGAUCCUGACAUGGUAUAUCUCGGAUCACUCAGCAACCACGAUCUUCUAAAAGCCUGGUCAACGGAUAAAUGUGUACCUUUGGUUCGGGAAAUUACUUUCCAAAAUGGUGAAGAGUUAACGGAAGAAGGUUUACCAUUCCUCAUUCUAUUUCACAAGAAAGAAGAUACAGAAUCGUUGGAACUUUAUAAAAAAGUUUUAUCGAGGAACCUUAUCCAUGAGAAAGCUCGUGUCAACUUCCUUGAAGCAGAUUGCGAUACAUUUUCACAUCCUCUACACCAUCUGGGAAAAUCAACUUCCGAUUGCCCCCUCAUCGCAAUAGAUUCGUUCAAACACAUGUACUUGUUCCCACAUUUUAAUGAUUUGAGUGUUCCUGGAAAACUAAAGUCGUUUUUGGAAGAUCUACACUCCGGAAAACUUCACAGAGAAUUUCAUCAUGGACCUGAUCAAGCUGACAACGCAGCAAAAGAAAAUGCACCUCCGCCUCCACUACCUUCUUUGACACCAGAAAUUAAGGAACAUAUCAGGAAGCAAGGUCGUGAUCCUGAUGAAAUAGAGAAGCAAGCACAAGAUCAAUUUUUGAAACAACAAAAGGAGGCAACAAAAGAUAAACCAAAACUCACAACUGCUAAAUCAGUUUUCAAGAAUCUGAUGCCGAGUGAACGCCGUUAUACACUCAUGGAUCGGGUUAAAGAUGAACUGUGAUUACAUAGAGAUGUGUAGUUAAGGUUUCUGUUUUUUUUUAGUUAAAUGAAGCCAGUUUUUAGUUUUUAUUGACAAAAUUAAACAUGUGAUUUUUAGUUGGCUUUCAAGGAAAUUUUAUUUGGUGCAAUUUUUGGAAUUUUUUUUUCUGGUCAAUAGAAUAUGCUUUCACUGUUGGUCUGUUAUAGAAGGCUUUAUUUACGCUGCCUUUUAGGAAAUGAAGAUAUUCUAUAAAAUUAUCAUUUCUAGUAUCAGUAUGACUGAAAUGACAUACAGGGAUGUCCAUAUCCCAAAAUUACAUCAUUCUAAAAUUGUAUUUCAUUUUGACUGUUCGGAAAUUCUUAAAAAAAACAGUUCUGUAGCAAAUCAAUAUAUUUUGAGUGGGCUUUAAACUUUUUGCUGCAUGAAAUUUGACCCAAAUUGUGUUUUCAGUAUGAAAAUGAGUAGACAAAAUAUUUUAAUCAAAUCGUGAAGAAAAUUACAGGAUUUUUGAUAUCUUUGCUUCGCACAUAAUAAUCAUUGUUAUCUCCAACUUUUUUUAGACAAUGUAAAUUAGUGUCUUAAAAUAUUUCAAUGAAGCAAAUGUUGUUUCGAACAUCUUUGUCUCGAUGUGCAAUCAAAAUUCAUAAAUGUUGGGGUGAAUUUCAUUAUAAAAUCAUUUCACUUUGAAGCCAAGAUUCUCCUGAAGAUUUUUUAGUUUGUGUAUGAGAUUUGCAAGACAUAAACUCUUCUGUGCAUAGUCUGCUUUCUGAAGAUAAUUGCCUAAAUUAUGUAACUCCUGGUCAUUAAUUUUACAUUUUAUUUGAAUCCCUUUGAAUGAACUUGGCAUCACUAUUAUUACUCGACUGAUCACUAAUACUCAAAGACUUAUGGUUGUUAAUUUUUGUGCUACAAGAACCUGAACCUGAAUCAAUGUUAUCGGUGAUAUUUGCUGUUGCUGCAUCGUAUAUGCUUUCUUUGAUCUCCAUAAAUUGCUUUGAAUUGUCAUUUGUUGAUGCUGUUAGAAGAAAUUUCUUUAAAAAUAGUUUUUCUGAGAAAAUAUGAUGAAAGUAGGCCAAACAGGCUCUUUUAUUUCUUCUUGGUAGGUUAAUGAAUCAUGAAAAUCAGGAAUUUUGAGGAAUAAAAUACGGUUAUUAAAAAG
This is a messenger RNA of Styela clava, 2667 nucleotides long. Its product is annotated as endoplasmic reticulum resident protein 44-like. Gene Ontology annotation, cellular component: endoplasmic reticulum-Golgi intermediate compartment; endoplasmic reticulum membrane. Gene Ontology annotation, molecular function: protein disulfide isomerase activity. Gene Ontology annotation, biological process: protein folding. The record is from RefSeq and is a predicted model, not a curated record. NCBI's taxonomy places the organism in Eukaryota, Metazoa, Chordata, Ascidiacea, Stolidobranchia, Styelidae.